Messenger RNA from Racocetra fulgida, 463 nucleotides. The record is from the annotation of a GenBank genome assembly. NCBI's taxonomy places the organism in Eukaryota, Fungi, Glomeromycota, Glomeromycetes, Diversisporales, Gigasporaceae.
CAACAUUUAGAUGACGGAAAAUUCAGUGAUGUGGAAUUUACCUUCGACUGUGGUUCAAAUAUUAAAGCACAUCGAGUAAUCCUGGCUACAAGAUCCACUUACUUUGAAAAAUUAUUAGGAGAUAAGUGGAAAGAAGGACAAAUGAAGACAAUACCUAUAAAACAUAUGGAAUAUACAACAUUUCGAUCUAUAUUAUAUUAUCUAUAUACGGGCAAACUAGAGGAGGGUUUACAAUUUAAUGUUUUAAAGGAUGUUUAUUCAAAGGCAGAUAUGUUAAAUCUUGAAAAAUUUGGGGAAAUGGCAGCAGAUCGUAUCGCAGAUAUGGUUAAUGGGGAUAAUUGGGAUGAGAUUCUGAUGUUGGCUUGGGAAGUUGGAGACGCACGUUUGAAAGAGGCAGCAUUGAAUUAUGCAGUAACGAAAUGGGAUUAUAUUAGGGAUGGCGAAAAUAUGAAAAGAGUUAUGA